Molecule: messenger RNA, 5110 nt
Organism: Oncorhynchus keta (chum salmon)
Lineage: Eukaryota; Metazoa; Chordata; Actinopteri; Salmoniformes; Salmonidae
Product: growth/differentiation factor 5
Exons: 2
Coding region: 267-1883 (538 amino acids)
Biological process (GO): SMAD protein signal transduction; BMP signaling pathway
Cellular component (GO): extracellular region
Molecular function (GO): cytokine activity; growth factor activity
Source: RefSeq, a predicted model, not a curated record
CGAAGUCAAGUUUUCCCCUCUCAAUGCAAACCUUUUUGGACAACUGUUGGUUAUAUUGGAAACCAAGAACAGCAACAGGACAUUUGCAUCACUAUGGUACUGAAUAGCGGAUCUGGGAGUAACGGUUUGUAUAGUGUAUUUUACCAUAGAAUCUUAAAUUCUAGUCCACAUUUUCACUAUUCCAAACUUGUUCAUGUUUACUUAUUUCAAACGGGAAAAGCCUGUGCGCAUUUCUCCCUGGCAAACAUUCAAAGGAAGAUCAGAGGAUGAAAGUCCUGAAACGUCUCCCUCUUUUAUUGGGGUGUUGGACUCUCUUAUACCUGAAAUUUAUCCCAGUGUCACUAAGCCAUACCGGGACGGCACAGCGCGCAACCGAGAGCCGAGGCAAGGAGCACGCAGGCGGAGCAGGUAAAGAAGCCAACCCGGGAAUCACCUCAACUGCCAGGUCUACGGUAGGAAACUACGGCGUAGCGGGUUGGAAGUCUCCGAGCGCUGCGAGGAUCACGCGCAUUAGGACAGGACCCCCGCUGAUAAAGGGCGAGGCAGCCAAAGCAAAAGCUGUAACAUCAGUGUCAUCACCACACGGCGUAACGGCGAGUAGUGUUAGUGGAACUAUCAAUUUGGGACGCAAGGAGUCUGCGCGCUCUUGGGUACCCGACGGGGAUGCUACCAACGCAGCUGCUGUGCCUGCUCUCAUGGCGUUGAACGUGCAAACACGCAAAGGCGGAGAUACGCUCAGACAGAGUAAAGGAAAGACGUUACCCAGAGUUGCAACAUCAGCACGAACUGGACAGCAUAGAGUCAUUGCUGUGCAAAAAUACAGCGCUCCGUUAGCCCAAAGGAGUGCCAAAGCAACGGGCAAACUGAGCGACAGAGACCUUCCGAAGCACCCAUUGGUGACUCCGCACGACUACAUGUUGUCACUGUAUUGGUCACUAUCCACAGGAGAGGUGAACACCAGCGUGUUGCACGAGGCUGGCAUGGCCAACACCAUCACCAGCUUUGUGGAUAAAGGACAAGAUGACCGUCUUCUCCAGCUGAGAAGACAGAAGUAUAACUUCAACAUCAGUUCCCUGGAGGAGGAGGGGUUACUGGGUGCCGAGCUGCGCAUUCUCAGGAAAAGACUGGCCGACCCACGCAAAGCACUUUCUACUGGCAGAGUUUUUUGCCUGAAGCUUUUCACCUGUGCAGCAGGUAAGCAGAAGGCGACACUGCUCCAAACUCGAACCAUCGAGGACCACAAUACGCCCAAAUGGGAAGUGUUUGACAUUUGGAAACUAUUCAAGAAUUUCCACAACACCGUCCAGCUUUGUUUCGAGCUGGAGGCCUUGGAACGAGGCCGCCCAGUGGACCUCAGGGCAAUGGGUUUCAGUCGUCUGGGCAGGCAGACCAAAGAGAAGGCCUUUUUCCUCGUGUUCGGACGCACCAAGAAACGCGACUUGUUCUACAGCGAGAUCAAAGCCCGGUCGGGCCACGACAACAAGACUGUGUACGAGUACCUGUUCACCCAGCGCCGUAUGCGCCGUGCCCCCACCACCCGUGGCAAGAAACUGGCCAAGAACCCCAAGCCUCGUUGCCACAGGAAGCAGCUACAUGUAAACUUCAAGGAGAUGGGUUGGGAUGAUUGGAUCAUUGCCCCACUGGAGUAUGAGGCCUACCACUGCGACGGGGUGUGCGACUUCCCCAUCCGCUCGCACCUCGAGCCCACCAACCACGCCAUCAUCCAGACGCUCAUGAACUCCAUGGACCCUGACUCGACUCCGCCCACCUGCUGCGUGCCCACUCGCCUCAGCCCGAUCAGCAUCCUCUACAUUGACUCAGCCAAUAACGUGGUUUACAAACAGUACGAGGACAUGGUGGUGGAGUCCUGUGGCUGCAGGUAGCAAUGGACAAAGGAUUCACCUGAGACCUUGGUUUUAUAGUUCAGCCAGAUCCCCUACAAGUCAAUGGGACUGAGUUUUGUUUUUGUAGUAAACAGAUUGGUUAAUAGUUGUUAGGGAAAUAUACUUUGAAAGCAACUGACAUGAAACUAAUAACACAUCACUUCCUGAGACCUUAUUUCAUGAGGUGGUUAAGGAAUAAUAUGUACGUAUCGUCAAUGAUGAUUUGGCAAGAGAUGUGAAACUGUUUCACUACAUUGAUCUUCCCAAUCCAUGCUAUUUUCGCAUCGUAUGAAUUGAUGUAAAUGUUUGACAUGUUUGUGCAUCACUAUGAAAAGCAAUCACUUUACUGGUCACAGUUUGAACACAUUGCUCAUUGUUAGUUUAGGAUCAAGGAAACUAUUUCUUGUAAUCGCAGAUAAUUUAAUGUAUCUCACUGUUAUGUUAAAAGUUGCAUCGCUUUGAACUGCUGUUCCGUGACAUUACUUGUUGGAUACCUUCACACCUAUCUCACUGCCCCUUGUAAAGCACUUGAAACAUUGGAUGAGAACAUCUGCAUGCAUUCCUGUCAAAAUGUCUUGUUUCUCUUGGAGCAAUAUGAUGUAGCCUGACCAUUUCCUUUAAUUGAAAUGGCAAUACCAUUGGCAUGUGCACAUCUCAAACUGAACUGGUGGGGUUUGGGAAAGGUCAUAAAUGGUUUGUUGCACACAAAUAAUAUCUAACAGCUUACAAAUCCCAUUGAAGAAUUAAAAGCCCAUUGAUGAAAUGUCAAAGAUACCUUGAAUUUAAGACAUGUAAGGCAUUGUCACCUUCCACCGAGUUGUUUGUAUUCAUACAGUGCAUUGAAAGUAUAUUUUGAUACAGAUACACAAUUACAGUACUUUUAAAAUAUCUGUCCACUGUUCCAGAUUUCUAUGAAAUAUUUACCAAAAAUGAAUUACAAUAUAUAUUUAAUAGAAGGAUGUUAAAAAUCUGCCUUUCUCUGUGCUCCUGUUUGGCCUUAGUAUAAACAGAUUGGUUUGGACGUAUUCCGCUUAAAAAAAGCUGAUUUGCCAGCUCAGCCAAUGAGACGCUCAUAGACUUGGAUAUUCAAAUUAGCUACCAACUCCACCUGGGGCAGGACUGCAUGCACUGCCUAGCAGUCUUGCCUUUAAUUCUUUCAUCUUUUUUUUUUACCGAAGGCAUGCUGCCUGUAGUCAAAUAGUAGGCUUUGGAUGUAUUCAGGAUUUUAAACACACGAUGGAACUACUACACUUUACUAUAACAGCAAACUCACGUAAACUCGUACAUCGCCUUGGUCCGUACAAUUGCCCUUAUUUUUGCGCCCCAAAAAUGUAAAACUUCCAAAUCAACUUUAAUGUCAAUACCAUUGUAAAGCACAAUUUCUCCCAUUUUCACAGAAUCCAUUACAUGACCUAAACACUGCCCGUUUCUGCAUAAUUCAAGCAAGCAAUGAGCCCUGUCGGAUCUUUUUAAAAAUGGCGGGUGGGGAAGUGAAACGAAUGCGUGAUAGUGAGAAGGAGAGAUGUCAUGUGGGAAAAUUACUUUUUCCCCACUCGAUCUGUCCAACUUAUCACAUUAUCGCCUCUAAAAUGUAAAUAAAACACUACAAAGAGUUUAUCUAAUGUGUCAUUCCAUACCUAUUUGAAGGUUUGUGUCGAAUUUGAAUCGGGUUUUUAGGGCGGUGCUAAAGUGAUCUUAGAAGUAAACAGCGGCUUUGAGAAUGAUGAUCGCAUGCAAUGAUGACGCAAAAAAUGACUAGGUAUCCCCCUUACCCCCAUCACUGUCCAUUUCUUGAUUUUAAACGGUGAGAGAAGUGCUACACCUGGUGGAGAGAGAUUGUAAGACAGAAAUAGUUGCUUUAGACGUGCUGUACGUUACGACAUGACACGCCACGAUGUAACAGAGGGUCCGUUUUUAAAACUUUUCUCCAAUACUAUAGAACCAUUACCAUGUCGAUCAACGCUUGAAUAGUUCCUAGUUCACACCCCCGAUUUUGAAGUCAACACAGUCGCUACAGUUCCAUUAGUUUUCUUUGUAGCCUUGUUUGAAUGUUGCGGUUGUGCACAUUUGAACGGAAUGGGGUGAGUUUACUAGCUAGACAACAAGUCGUGAUUGGUAGGAGCUCAGCCAGCUAGGUAAAUAACUGCUGCUACAUAUAUUAGUCAACAACAGCUAACUAGCUUUCCUCUUGACAUCCAACUUUUAGUUAUAAACCACAAAAUGUCAAAUAGAAGUGAAUGGUGAGAUGGUUAUUGUGUGGAGGAUCUGCUUUGGCUUGGUUUAGUAUUGGCUAGCCAUCUAGCUAAUCUAUCCUCGAUAGCUAACGUUAGCAUGCUAGCUUACUGCUUCAAAAUAGCCAGCAGGCCAAAUAUUACAAACCACAUAAUUUGAAAUAGAAGUGACUGGCGAGAUUGUUGUUGUAUAGGCUUUAUCCUUUUUGCUAACACUAGCUGUGGAUUGUUUGGCUUGCUAGCUAGCGUGUGUGCCCUCCUGAGCAUGUGUCACCCCUUGUCUCCUUCUCCCCACCAGAUCAUUUUUGGGGGUGGGGGUAGGAAAAAGCUGCUGGACCAAUCACAAUUGAGCCUGUCCCUGCCAAGGAUGUCGUCCUUCUCCAAGCAUCUUUUAAAAUGGUUUGUUUCAAAAACACGUUUGAGAUGGUGUUUUACCGAGUGGGUUUUCUAUAAUUUAUGCGUUGGCCACGACUACAAGUAAAGGAUGAGUCAACAACAUUAUUUGGGUAUGACCAAACAUAAUAUGAGCUUUUAAAAAUGUCCACUGGACAGUUUCUUUUAAGAUGUACACUUUAAAUAGAUAAAAAUAUAUAUAUUAUUCUGAUUUUGAAUGAAAUGAUCCCAUGUUUGUAAAUAAAUGUAGAUCAUGACUUUUGGUGGGAAUGUUUGUUUGCAACUGAAAUUCAUUGUGAAUGAAAUACAUUUCUUUGAAGUUGCCUUUGUUAAGUGUUUACAUCAACACACCAAGCUUAGCCUACAAAUAAGGAUGCAAUGAUGCAAAUUUCUAGAUUGCAAUUGUAUUCCAGCAGCAGUUAAACACUAAGGUUGUUUUGGGCACCUGAAAUAAUGUCCCUUCACAGCUCGGGUCUGAAAUCACAUUUCAAUAACAUUGGAGCCAGGAAUGGAAUAUGGAGCCUGGAAUGGAAUAUGCAAGUGACUGAUCUAAAGCUUAUAUUAUACAUUGACAGGAUUCUCGUGACUUAAUGUAUGAGAGUU